Drosophila melanogaster (fruit fly) is the source of this 1130-nucleotide messenger RNA. RefSeq lists its product as uncharacterized. The transcript is spliced from 4 exons. The record is from RefSeq and is marked reviewed. Bases 159 to 818 code for a protein of 219 amino acids. NCBI's taxonomy places the organism in Eukaryota, Metazoa, Arthropoda, Insecta, Diptera, Drosophilidae.
ACUCUAAUCGUUGUGCAUUAAAAGUUAUUGUUAUUAUUUACAAUAUCAAAGAAAAAUGACCUGCUAAUGCAGUGGGAUUGAGUUAUUCCAUCAUAAAUUAUCAAAGAAAACCAUUCUUAAUCAAUACAAUACAACGACAGGAAUAUACGAAUUCCAGAAUGUCGGAUUUGGGGAAAGAUGUGGCGAGCGAAGAAGGCUCCAAUGGAAGCAGGGAAACCAUUUGGUACACCAUUGGAGAGCUUGUGGAAAUGGUCGAGUGUCCAGGUUGUGGAAUAUCCAUGGUAUCGUUCAAAAAUCGCUUCGCCCACAUCAAGAAGUGCUUCAGCAUCAAGAGACGAGGUCCUUUGUACAGGAUUUAUGGAUAUGCGGAGUGCAAGUGCGGCUUUCUUAUUGCAGACACGGAAAAAGCCCGGAAACUGCAUUGUUGUUCGGGAAAACUUCGCCCCUGCAAGCCAAUCAUACCAACUGAGCCGAAAGUCCCGGUGACAAAACAUGCUGAAGAACUAACAUCAACUAAAAGGGAACAGGCUUUGCAGCCGUUGAUUAGAAAUUUUAUCAGUCCCAUCAAACAACAGGAGUUUCCAUCUUUGGAUAUAUCAUAUUCCAGUAAAUAUGAUCCUAAACCAACAUCGAGGCCACGCGUCCGUAACUUUGAUAGACCACACAGAAGUCAAGCUCCAAAGGAAGUCUGUGUGUACUCCAUAAUUCGGAGGAAUGGGGCUAUCUCAGUGACAGGAAGAUCCAUCGUUAGGUACCGGGGUGGCAACGAAAACCUUGCCAUACUUAAAAGGCGAGAAUUAAAAAUAAAAUACGUAUAACAUAGUUAUGUAUAAGUAAACUAAGCUGUAGAUAAGUCUGAAUAUUAUGAAAGUAAAUGUUGUCUCUUGUAUUUAUUAAGUUACAUUUAAUAUUUUGCCUUUAUUCAAUCUUACCGAUUGAUGAUAAGGCAUCUAUAAGUAAUUUUCUUGAUUAAUGUAAACAAAAAUAAUUAAUUUUGUAAAUCAAAAGUUUUUUAAACACCAGCGUAUAAUGGUGUGUAUUUAAUGGUUAAAAGAAAAAAAGUGAUAAGAAAGAAGUAGUGUAAUAUAAAAAGUAUAAAUGAAAUUAUAUAAAGAUAGCUAUAAAUUAUG